Molecule: messenger RNA, 900 nt
Organism: Fusarium sp. VM40
Lineage: Eukaryota; Fungi; Ascomycota; Sordariomycetes; Hypocreales; Nectriaceae
Source: the annotation of a GenBank genome assembly
AUGCCUUUCUUUAACUUGCUGCGUGCUAAGCCCAUAGAGCAUGACGAAACUUACUUCGGAACUGCAGCAUCGCAAACCAUAGCCACCAAUUGGAGGACUUUCCAAGACCAACCAUUAACCUCCUCAACUAUCUUGGAUCUGUUCGCGAACAGGAUACCCGUGAUACGUCAUGAAGGGUUCCUCAAACCCGCUGAACUUGAGAAGAUGCUAGAGAUUGUCAAACUGCACCAGCUAGAAGAAUAUGACACCGAAUUCACGUGGCCUCGUGUUGGCAUUGCCGGGAUAACCCAAUAUGAUCAUAUCAGAGAUCCCUCAAGCUAUUUUUGUAAAGUCCCAGAAGCAGUGUCACUUCAGGAGCGGUGGAAAUGCGGAGCUGACAUUGACAUUAUUGAACGAGUCAUAGCAACACUACGCACUGUCUCAGGAAUUUCAGUACGAAGAGCUUCGGAUGAUGAAAAGGUCUAUUUCGCCGGAAUCCUACGGGCAAUGGAUCGCGGCAUCGGUGUUCACGCCGACUUUGCGCCCUACGAGGCAGCCGGAUGGUCGAUUGACCAAAUCGUUGGCCAACUGACAUGGAAUAUUCUACUCAACAAGGUCUCAGGCGGCGACACCAUCAUUUAUGACAGGCAGUGGCGCGCACCUGACGAUGAUGUCUCCUGGCGCAAGCCAUUCCCACGGGAUAGCUACCAACCCCAAAUGCUUGAGGGCCAUCCCUUCAAAGCAAUGCGGGCUGUCCCUGGUGACCUCACCCUAUUCAAUCCGCGCAAUUUCCACGAGGUUAAACCUUGUGACGUUGAUCGUGACCAUCCAGUUGCGGAUGUGAGAUUCACGGUCAGUUCCUUUGUCGGUUAUAUGCCCUCUCAUGGCGGUGGCCCUGCAACACUUGUCCUUUGGUCUUGA